This is a messenger RNA of Lagenorhynchus albirostris (white-beaked dolphin), 3696 nucleotides long. Its product is annotated as zinc finger protein 300-like. The transcript has 8 exons. The record is from RefSeq and is a predicted model, not a curated record. Gene Ontology annotation, biological process: regulation of DNA-templated transcription. NCBI's taxonomy places the organism in Eukaryota, Metazoa, Chordata, Mammalia, Artiodactyla, Delphinidae.
CCAGGGGAGCCGGAACUCCCUUCACGCGGCCAUUCCCUGACAGCUGCAAGCUCUCUUCUUGGCUCCAGUACGAAUUCCCUGCUACACCCCAGCCUCAGGUUCCGAAUAAACUGAAUUCCUCUGCUUGUACGGAACUGGCCGACCUUUCAAGAUGGCGGCUCCCACUGAGACACAGCGCUUGGGGGCGGCCAUAUUGCCUCCUGAACAAAGCCGCUCAGGGUGUGGAGCGGCCAAAAUGCCCGAUUUAUUUUGACAAAGCCUGGGAUACCCUAUAUGAAACAGUCUUCCUAUCAUGAGAGGACUCACUUCCUCUAAAUGAGUUCAGCCCAUGUCUGCAUGACCCAUCCUGGGACUGAGAAGAUUACCAGGGUGGCCUGUUAUCCACGUGACUUUUGGUGGUAGUGUUUCUAGACUGGUGAAUGUCAGUUCUGGCUCCAGGAGGCUCCAUUCUAUCUCCUAGUCCUGAUUCCUCAGACCUUUUCCCUUUUGGAAGAGAAGCAGAAGAUGACCAAGUCUCAGGGUCCAGUGUCAUUCGAGGAUGUGGCUAUAGAUUUCACCCAGGAGGAAUGGCAGCAACUGGACCCUGCUCAGAGGACCCUGUACAGGGACGUAAUGCUGGAGAACUACAGCCACCUGGUCUCAGUGGGGUAUCCAGUUUCCAAACCAGGUGUCAUAUCUAAGUUGGAACAAGGAGAAGAGCCAUGGAUUAUGAAGAGAGACAUAUCAAAUUGGAUCUAUCCAGACAGGGAGACUAGACUUGACACACAUCAAUUGGAUACACUUGGAGAUGUUUACUUUCAUAAGGACAUACUGGAAAGUGUCACAAGGGAUCAUUCAUUGUACUCCGUUUUAAAGGUCUGGCAAGGCGACCAGCUGGAGAGAGAUCAGGAAAAUCAAGACAGACUUCUCAGGCAAGUCACAAUCAUCAACAACAAAACAGUUAUUGAAGAGUCAAGCUAUACAUAUAAUGCAUUUGGAAAAAUAUUUCAUAACUGCACAGACCUAGAUACUUCAAGACAAAGACUGUAUAAAUGUGAUUCAUUUGAAAAGAGCUUGGAACCUACUGUAAACCUAUUCAGUUGUAAUAGGGGUUAUGCAAGAAAAAACACAGAUGAGAAUUUUGGAUGUGGGAGAACACCUAGUUCUUCCUAUUCUAAGCAUGAAAAAAUUCAUAAUAGAGUGAAACACUGUGCAGGUAGUCAGUAUGGAAACAUCAUCAGCGAUAAACAAUCUCUUAUUCAAUAUGUGAAUGUUGAAACUGGGGAGAAGAUCUGUGUAUGUAUUGAAUGUGGAAAAUCUUUUCUCAAGAAGUCACAGCUCAUUAUACAUCAAAGAAUUCAUACUGGAGAGAAACCUUAUGGUUGUAGUGCUUGUGGAAAAGCCUUCAGUGAGAAAUCACAUCUCAUUGUACAUCAGAGGACACAUACUGGGGAGAAACCUUACGAAUGUUCUGAGUGUGGAAAAGCCUUCUCUCAAAAAUCAUCCCUCAUUAUCCAUCAGAGAGUUCAUUCUGGUGAAAAACCAUAUGAGUGUAGUGACUGUGGGAAAGCCUUCUCCCAGAAAUCACCCCUCAUUAUACAUCAAAGAAUACAUACUGGUGAAAAGCCAUAUAAAUGUAAUCAGUGUAGGAAGGCCUUCUCCCAGAAGUCACAACUGAUUAUACAUCAUAGAGCUCAUACUGGAGAGAAGCCCUAUGAGUGUACUGAAUGUGGAAAAGCCUUCUGUGAGAAGUCCCACCUCAUCAUACAUAAAAGGAUUCACACAGGGGAGAAACCCUACAAAUGUGCUCAGUGUGAGGAAGCCUUCAGCAGAAAGUCAGAACUCAUUAUACAUCAGAUAAUUCAUACUGGGGAGAAACCUUAUGAAUGUACUGCAUGUGGGAAGACCUUCUCCCGGAAGUCACAGCUCAUUAUACAUCAGAGAACGCAUACUGGAGAAAAGCCCUAUAAAUGCAGUGAAUGUGGAAAAGCCUUCUGUCAGCAGUCACAUCUCAUUGGACAUCAGAGGAUUCACACAGGAGAAAAACCUUAUGUUUGUACUGAAUGUGGGAAAGCCUUCUCUCAAAAGUCUCACCUCCCAGGACAUCAGCGGAUUCAUACAGGAGAGAAACCUUAUAUAUGUGUUGAAUGUGGCAAGGCAUUUUCCCAGAAGUCAGACCUUGUUGUACAUCAGAGAAUUCAUACUGGGGAGAAACCUUAUCAAUGUGCUGUAUGUGGAAAAGCCUUCAUCCAGAAAUCACAACUCACUGUACAUCAGAGAAUUCAUAUAGUGGUGAAAUCAUAAGAAUGGACUAAGCAUAGAAAAGCCUUCAGUAUCUGUUCAAGCCUUAAUAAGUACAACAAAACUCACAGAUUUAAUAAAACCUGUGUAUGUAUUACAUGUGGAAAAGCCUUUGCUAAGAAGUCACAGCUCAUUGUACAUCAACGAAUUCAUACUGGGAAGAAACCAUACAAUUGUGGUGCAUGUGGGAAAGCUUUCAGUGAGAAGUUUCACCUUAUUGUACAUCAAAGAAUUCAUACUGGGGAGAAACCUUAUGAAUGUUCUGAAUGUGGAAAAGCCUUCUCUCAAAAAUCAUCCCUCAUUAUACAUCAAAGAGUUCAUACUGGGGAAAAACCAUAUGAAUGUAGUGACUGUGGGAAAGCCUUCUCCCAGAAAUCACCCCUCAUUAUACAUCAGAGAAUUCACACUGGAGAGAAACCUUAUGAAUGUAGAGAGUGUGGUAAGGCCUUCUCCCAGAAGUCACAGCUAAUUAUACAUCAUAGAGCUCAUACUGGAGAGAAGCCCUAUGAGUGUACUGAAUGUGGAAAAGCCUUCUGUGAGAAGUCCCACCUCAUCAUACAUAAAAGGAUUCACACUGGAGAGAAACCCUACAAAUGUGCUCAAUGUGAGGAAGCCUUCAGCAGGAAGACAGAACUCAUUACACACCAGUUAAUUCAUACUGGGGAGAAACCUUACGAAUGUACUGCAUGUGGGAAGACCUUCUCCCGGAAGUCACAGCUCAUUAUACAUCAGAGAACGCAUACUGGAGAAAAGCCCUAUAAAUGCAGUGAAUGUGGAAAAGCCUUCUGUCAGAAAUCACAUCUCAUUGGACAUCAGAGGAUUCACACAGGAGAAAAACCUUACGUUUGUACUGAAUGUGGAAAAGCCUUCUCUCAAAAGUCUCACCUCCCAGGGCAUCAGCGGAUUCAUACAGGAGAGAAACCUUAUAUAUGUGUUGAAUGUGGCAAGGCAUUUUCUCAGAAGUCAGACCUUGUUUUACAUCAGAGAAUUCAUACAGGGGAAAGACCUUAUCAGUGUGCUGUAUGUGGGAAAGCCUUCAUCCAGAAAUCACAACUCACUGUACAUCAGAGAAUUCACAGCAGUGGUAAAAUCAUAAUAAACUAAAAACACAGACAAGCUUUCAGUAUUAGCUCAAGCCUUAAUAAACAACAGAAACGUGAUUAAUUUCAUAAAUUUGUGGACAACAUCUUUAUAGAGAAAAUUUUACAAGAGAAUUCGUGUCUGUAGUGUGGUGAUACCUAACUCAGCAAAGAUGAUGGGAAAUGAUUACAUAAAUGAAGGACAUUUCACCAUGGCAUGUAAAGCUUUUAAAGUCAUGAACUGAAUGGUCAGUAGAACAAAUUAUGUAUAUAGAAUAUUGUCGAAUUACAUAUUCCUUAUUAUACCAUAACAAUAAACACAUUGUGAAAUUGCUAA